AAACUGAUUAGUCUUACUAAAAACAAAUGACUGCUAGCCUUUUUAGCACAUCAUGUUGCUGCCAGUGUAAAUAUAUGUUCAGAGGAAAGGGAGAUUGACUGAGAUGGAAGCUCACAACGCGGGAUUUGGUUUCCUAUUCGCUGCCCUGGAAGGACUGGAGGGCUUUGAUCUCAACACUAGAUACCAGCUGUCUCACCUAUUUGCAGACCUCACUCUUUUGGUUGACGUCCUACGCACUCCAUCUACAACGUCUACCUUUCCUCCCCCUUUGCGAUAUCGGCUGAGCCCAGCUGCUACCCUUGUUGAUGCCUCCACUCAGACGGGUCCUGCCGUCAACACACCUUACCUAUAUUCUGCUGAUGAUUACGAGGCAAUGGAUUCCCCCAGUACAGACUAUUCUGAUGACCCGUUGAGCCCUAUUCCCUCACCAGGGCAUACCCCUUACCAUCCGUCUUUUUCUCCCUCCUAUUCUCCUGCCAGGCCCUCUUACUCUCCUACUAGCCCCCCUUUUUCCCAAUAA
Molecule: messenger RNA, 520 nt
Organism: Ictalurus punctatus (channel catfish)
Lineage: Eukaryota; Metazoa; Chordata; Actinopteri; Siluriformes; Ictaluridae
Exons: 2
Coding region: 104-520 (138 amino acids)
Source: RefSeq, a predicted model, not a curated record